CAGGAAGCGGGGAGGUGCUCCCGCAGCCGCGCUCCUUCCCUUCCCCCGCCCCGCACCCGCCCAGCCCCGGGAGCGCCCGCAGCGACGCGAGGCAGCGCGGCUGGGUCCCCGCCGCCAUGGACAGCGACGACGAGAUGCUGGAGGAAUCCGUGGAAGGGCAGCUGGACGAUGACGGGCUACCGCACGGCUUCUGCACCGUCACCUACUCCUCCACCGACAGAUUUGAGGGCAACUUUGUCCACGGAGAGAAGAAUGGACGGGGGAAGUUUCUCUUCUUCGAUGGCAGCACCCUGGAGGGGUACUAUGUGGAUGAUGCCCUUCAGGGCCAGGGAGUUUACACCUACGAGGAUGGAGGCGUUCUCCAGGGCACCUACGUGGACGGGGAGCUGAAUGGCCCAGCCCAGGAAUACGACACAGACGGGAGGCUGAUCUUCAAGGGCCAGUACAAGGACAACAUCCGCCACGGGGUCUGCUGGAUCUACUACCCAGAUGGAGGCAGCCUGGUGGGGGAUGUGAACGAAGAUGGGGAGAUGACAGGGGAGAAGAUCGCCUACGUGUAUCCAGAUGGGAGGACGGCGCUGUUGGGCAGGUUCAUUGACGGGGAGAUGAUGGAAGGGAGACUGGCCACGCUUGUGUCCACCGAGGAGGGGCGGCCGCACUUUGAGCUGGUGCCCGGCGGCUCCGUGUACCACUUUGACAAGUCCACUUCAUCCUGCAUCUCCAGCAACGCGCUCCUUCCAGACCUGUACGAAUCCGAGAGGGUCUACGUUGCUGAGUCUCUCAUCUCCGGCGCUGGAGAAGGGCUGUUCUCCAAGAUCACAGUGGGCGCCAACACUGUGAUGUCUUUCUAUAACGGAGUGCGGAUCACACACCAAGAGGUGGACGGCAGGGACUGGGCCCUCAACGGAAACACCCUGUCGCUGGACGAGGAGACGGUCAUCGACGUGCCUGAGCCCUACAACCACGUGUCCAAGUACUGUGCCUCUUUGGGACACAAGGCCAACCACUCCUUCACCCCCAAUUGCAUCUAUGACUUGUUCAUGCAUCCCCGCUUCGGGCCCAUCAAGUGCAUCCGCACGCUGCGUGCCGUGGAGGCGGAUGAGGAGCUGACGGUGGCCUAUGGCUACGACCACAACCCCCCCGGCAAGAGUGGCCCCGAGGCCCCCGAGUGGUACCAGCUGGAGUUGAGGGCCUUUCAGACCGCCCAGCAGAAGUGACGGCCAUCGCCCCAAGCCCGGCCCCGCGGCACUCCGUCUCCUAGUCCAGGGGGGCAGCCAGCGGACAGCCAGGGCCGGGGGGGCACCCUCCCACUCCCCGCACACUAACCCGCUCUGUCGCUCAGCGCACCUUUACACCCGCCAGCCUUGCAGCCGCGUCCUGCCGAGAGAGGAGCCGGCAGAGAAGGGGUGCCCCGGGGUGCCAGGUGUCUGCCACCUGCAGCCCUGCAGACAGUCCCGUCGGCACCGGGGCACUGGGCAGGGUCUUUUCUAGUGAGUGGUUCUUCCAUGACGACGCCUUUCUUUUCUUCCUCUGACCAGUGCACAAUGCGUGACCACACUUGCAUACGCUGCCCCUCCCUCACAGAGAAUGACUCCAUCUUGAUUCUCUAGUUUGCCUUUUUAGCCUUUGAUCUGUAUCUUGCAAUAGAAUGCCUUGAUCUUCCUUUUUUUUUCCCCUCCUGAGCAGAACCCCACUUACUGAGUCCUCUCACACCUCAGGUCCUAAUACCUUCCCUUAGGUCAUCCUGCUUCAGAGAAACUCCCAGGUGGAUGUCUUAUCCCUAACGGUAUGUAGGUCUUUUUUGGCUCUUUCUAGACCAUCGUUGCAUUAUCCUGUCCUUAUAUAAAGAACUGGCCUCUAGGGCCAGGGCAUCACAAUAGAAUUAUUAUUCUCGCAUGUAAACAAAGACAUCUUUGCUUUAAGAUGUGAGAAGAAGAAAGAACUUUAAUCCGUGUGCAUUACAAGCGGCAACGCCUACGUGAAGGAAGGAGGGAAUAAGCAUUUCUAAGCAGUGACUGUGGUGAUUUUGCAGUACCUUCAACAGCACCAGUGAUGUCUGCUCUGCGGGUGCACAUCGAACACCAGAGCACAGAGCAGCCGGACUCGGAGCUCAACGCUUUGGCUUCAGAAUUCAACAGCAAAAACCCGAACCCUGACGCAUGGUCCAAAAGUUGGCGCUGCCCCUCAUGGCUCCUGUUAAGAGAGACGUUCUGACCACUGGGUGCAAAUCAGGCCUGAAGGCUGAUGUUCUUCUGUUGCUGCCAUUUCUAAGCGCCCACCUGCUUGCCAGCGUGGGGAAGGAAUGAGGACUCGCAGCCCGAGCGUUGACACCAGUAGCAUUGCCACCACUCUACAAGCCGCGUGUAGUCACAGCUGCAGAAAUGAGGAGGAAGUCCC
This is a messenger RNA of Erinaceus europaeus (western European hedgehog), 2397 nucleotides long. It is a transcript of the gene SETD7, whose product is annotated as SET domain containing 7, histone lysine methyltransferase. Gene Ontology annotation, cellular component: chromosome. The coding region runs from base 117 to 1217 and encodes 366 amino acids. The record is from RefSeq and is a predicted model, not a curated record. Gene Ontology annotation, biological process: regulation of DNA-templated transcription. NCBI's taxonomy places the organism in Eukaryota, Metazoa, Chordata, Mammalia, Eulipotyphla, Erinaceidae. The transcript is spliced from 8 exons. Gene Ontology annotation, molecular function: histone H3K4 monomethyltransferase activity; protein binding.